This is a messenger RNA of Otolemur garnettii (small-eared galago), 3281 nucleotides long. RefSeq names its product centrosomal protein 128 (gene CEP128). The coding region runs from base 219 to 3281 and encodes 1020 amino acids. The record is from RefSeq and is a predicted model, not a curated record. Lineage: Eukaryota; Metazoa; Chordata; Mammalia; Primates; Galagidae. The transcript is spliced from 24 exons.
GGGAGGAACCUCGGCAAUGAUCCGGCGUUGAGGACCUGGGGUCCUUUUCUGUCUCAGGUGUUCCAUCAGAUGCAGGAGUUUGAACAUCUCUUAUUGCUCAAAGUAAUUGAAAUUAAUAGCUGAAGACAUUGUAUGUAUGUACUGGUGAAACUCAUGCUGGAAAGUGUGAUUCUGUUUUAUUAAAAGUAUGCAAUCCUAGUGGGGAUUUAUAUAAAUCCAUGGCAGAAUCGUCCAGUGAGUCAGACCACUUGCGCUAUGGUAACCGAUGCAGUCGCUGGGCCUCCCGAUCAGGUCACAGGGAAACCGGAAGUCAUCCAACGGUAGGAGUCACUGAGAAGGUCAACACCAUAACAAGUACUUUACAGGACACCAGUUGGAACCUGCGACAAGUGGACCAGAUGCUUGGACAAUAUCGAGAGUAUAGUAAUGGACAGGCGGGUGCUAUAGAACAGUUAAAAGAAAGCUUGGAACAAUCAAUAGAUCAACUUCGAAGUCAACGUUUAUUGAGAAACUCAAGUGGGAAAAGUCUUUCUGUUACAAGUCUGAGUACAAGUGACCUUGAUUGUGGCCCUGUGGCAGAGAGCCAUCGUUUUCCACCUACCUCACCUCUCAAGGACUAUGGAGAUCCACAGGGUGUUAAGCGUGAUAGAUCCAGAUCUAGUGUGCGAUUUGUUCGGGAGACUGAUAAUGUAGUCCAGUUUCAUGCUUUUCAUUGGUCCCUUCGAGACCUCAGUAGUGAACAAGUUCGCCUUGGAGAUGAUUUCAACAGGGAACUUUCCAGAAGAAGCCGGUCGGAUGCUGAAACAAAAAAGGCUUUGGAAGAAUUGACUGAAAAACUUAAUGAAGUACAGAAACAAGAAGCGAUUUCCGGUCGGGUAGAGCAGCGGCUUCAGGAGAUAGAGAGAGAGAUGCGCACAGAGAGGGAGCUGGUGGAAAGACGCCAGGACCAGCUGGGGCUCAUGUCCUUGCAGCUUCAGGAGGCUCUGAAGAAACAAGAAGCUAAAGCAGAUGAGAAUGAGGGAGCAAUGAAAAAUAAGUUAAGGCAAACUGAGACUGAAAAGAAUCAACUUGAACAAGAAUUGGAGCUAUCUAGGAGGUUAUUGAGUGAAUCAGAAGACAGCAGAGAAACACUUUUACAACAGAUAGAAGACCUGCGAGCACAACUUUGCAAAGCAGAGUGCGAACGAAAGAGUUCACAGCAAGUGUGUCCGCUUUCCAAGCAACAGUCAAGCCAUCAGGAUGAACAAGGAGUUGACUGGGGGUUUAGGAGAGGGAUCGAGCGGGAGAAACAGGAUCUGGAGAAGAAGAUAUCAGGUUUGAGAGCUCAGAUGGACUUGAAUGCGCUGGCAUCGGAGCUAGAGGAAGUGAAGCGGUGCAUGGAGCGCAAAGACAAGGAGAAAGCACAGCUGGCAGCACAAGUGGAGAAUUUAACACAAGAACUGGAGAACAAGGAAAAACAGCAGCUGCGGAUGUUGGAUCAACUUAAGGAGAUCCAGAAUCACUUUAACACCUGUGAGGGCGAGCGUAAGCGCGCUGACCUUCAGAUCGCAGAGCUGACUCACCACGCGGAGGACGCCACCAGGCAGGCCGAGCAGUGCAUCUGUGAGUUGCAGCAGUCAGAGGCCCAGCGGGAGGAGCUGGAGAAGCGGAGAGAAGACCUGAAAGUGAAGGCUCAAGAGUCCAUUAGGCAGUGGAAGCUUAAGUAUAAGAAAUUAGAGCGAGCGUUGGAGAAACAGUCUGAAAGUCUCGAUCAACUGACAGACAAGAAUAAUCAGGUUUUAAAAGAAAAGGAUGAAUUGAAAAGUCAGCUGUUUGCAACAUUACAGCAAAUGGAGUGUCUUCGAAAGGAAUUGAAUGAUGUUCUAACCAAGCGUGCCCUUCAAGAGGAGGAGCUUCACUUAAAGGAGGAGAAACUAAGUAAUAUUACAUCUCAACAAGCUGACCUUGAACUAGAAGUCAAGAAUGCCCUGGAUACCAUUCAGCGACUAGAAAAUGAAUUGAAAAAACAGAGUAUGAUUCAAUGCCAGAUGAAAACCGAGAAAGUUCACCUAGAGGAAGAAAUUGCAGAGCUCAAGAAAAGCCAGGCCAUGGACCAAGCUAAACUUCUUGAGAUGCAAGAGUCCAUCAAGGACUUGAGUGCCAUCCGAGCAGAUCUUGCUAAUAAAUUGGCUGAGGAGGAGAAAGCCAAGAAAGCAGUGCUUAAGGAAAUGUCUGACCUCACCGCACAGAUGACAUCCACCGAUGAAGAAACAGCUACAGUCAUCACACAGUUAAAGUUAGAACGCGAUGUUCACCAGAGGGAGCUGAAAGAUCUCACGGCAUCGUUGCAGUGUGUGAAAACAAAACAUGAGCAAAAUAUCCAGGAGCUAAUGAAGCACUUUAAGAAAGAAAAGAGUGAGGCUGAGGAUCAUAUUAGGACACUGAAGGCUGAAAGUUUAGAAGAUAAGAAUAUGGCUAUGGCCCAUCGUUGUCAGCUGGAGAAGUUGAAAUCACAGUAUGACGGAUUGACAGAGGAAUUAACCCAGAAUGAAAAUGAGAACAAAAAGCUAAAGCAAAAAUAUCAGUGUUUGAAGGACCAACUAGAAGAAAAGGUUUUUUCUUCUGGUUCUGACAUACAUUAUGACUCACAUCGCUGGUUAGCAGAAAACAAGACUAAACUUCAGUGGCUCUGUGAGGAACUGAAAGAGAGAGAGAACAGAGAGAAAAAUCUGCGACAUCAGCUAUCACUCUGCAAGCAACAACUCAGGGAUCAUGCUGAAAACAAGGAGACUGAGCUCCACUGUCUUUUUGAACAGAUAGAAAGGCAGGAGCAGCUUCUGGAAGAAAUACAUCGGGAGAAGAAAGAUCUGCUGGAAGAGACCCAAAGAAAAGAUGAAGAAAUGGAAUCUCUGCAGGAUAGAUCAAUUAAAGCCCAAACAAGUACCCGAGUGGCCUUGGACCAUCUGGAGUCUGUGCCUGAGAAGCUGAGCCUACUACAGGAUUUGAAAGACUUCAAAGAGGCCCGCGCUUCACCCUCAAGAAUUGAUGGGAGAUUUUCUAAAUACAGAGUUCCAAGAGAUUUUCUUCACCAUCACCAAGACGACACCAAGUACAGAAACAGAAGUUUCAAAGAGGGCAGAAGCUUUACCGAAGGUUCCCACACUCAUGAGUUAGAUCUCUCAUCCUCUUGGCUGGAUCAAAACCGCUUCCUGUCUAGUCCACAAUUUUCACACUUGAACUCAUUUACCAAAAGAACUAUCACUCCAGAUCCAGCUUCAAUCAAGGAGGAUACCUUAAGUUGA